AUAUUUUUCUUAAUUUCUUUUCAGCGAAACUGAAUUUUGACGAUUGUUCAUGUUUUAAUUAACGAUUUAAUUCGUUUAAUCGUGUUAAUUAUUAAUAAAUUUAUUAUAAAAAUAUCAUCGAGAUGGGUUUCCAAAACAUCUGGUAUUCGCACCCGCGAAAAUACGGUCAAGGAUCAAGAUCUUGCCGAGCUUGUGCCAACAAACAUGGUAUUAUCCGUAAAUAUGGAUUAAAUUUAUGCCGUCAGUGUUUCAGAGAGUACGCAUCUGAUAUCGGUUUUAAAAAGUUGGACUAAUGCAGUUUAGUGAACUGGUCGAUUCAACAUCUCUAAUCCUAAGUAUUUUUAUUGUUUCGGUAUGUGUUUAAUAAUUAAACAGUAACGAUUUA
Messenger RNA from Planococcus citri (citrus mealybug), 385 nucleotides. It is a transcript of the gene RpS29, whose product is annotated as ribosomal protein S29. The record is from RefSeq and is a predicted model, not a curated record. Gene Ontology annotation, biological process: translation. Gene Ontology annotation, cellular component: cytosolic small ribosomal subunit; ribosome. Gene Ontology annotation, molecular function: zinc ion binding; structural constituent of ribosome. Bases 123 to 293 code for a protein of 56 amino acids. NCBI's taxonomy places the organism in Eukaryota, Metazoa, Arthropoda, Insecta, Hemiptera, Pseudococcidae. The transcript is spliced from 3 exons.